Messenger RNA from Echinops telfairi (small Madagascar hedgehog), 1083 nucleotides. Its product is annotated as heterogeneous nuclear ribonucleoprotein D-like. The transcript has a single exon. NCBI's taxonomy places the organism in Eukaryota, Metazoa, Chordata, Mammalia, Afrosoricida, Tenrecidae. The coding region runs from base 1 to 1083 and encodes 360 amino acids. The record is from RefSeq and is a predicted model, not a curated record. Gene Ontology annotation, molecular function: poly(A) binding; poly(G) binding. Gene Ontology annotation, cellular component: nucleoplasm. Gene Ontology annotation, biological process: regulation of gene expression.
AUGUCGGUCACCUACCGUCCAACGGACGCCGCCAGUGUUGCCAUGAACCAACUGCAAGGAGGACAAUACCCGGAAGGGUUCGCAAUCGAAGCCACCAAGCGCCUGCCUGACCCCAACAAAGUGUUCAUCGGGGGACUAUCUGAUGAUACCAGUAAGCAAGCUCUUCUUGAAUACUUGUCUCAGUUUGGUGAGAUAAUGGACUUUAUUAUCAAAAUUAACCGAAACACUGGACUAUCCAGGAGAUUUGGCUUUGUCGUUUUCAAAGACAGUGCUUCCGUGGAGAAGGUCCUCCAAGUAAAAGAGCACAAGCUCGAUGGCAAGAUAAUAUCUCUGAAAAGGGCUAUCGCCAUAGACUCGAACUUCCCCGUGAGGAAGGUUUUUGUAGGUGGGCUGAACCCUGGUAUGCCUGUGCACAAAAUCAGACAGUACUUUGAGACCUUUGGGGUGAUUCAGGAUAUUGAACUACCAGUGUGGCCAAACACAAAUAAAAGGCGAGCUUUUGGCUUUAUCACGUAUAAGCAUGAGAACGCGGCAAGGAAGCUGUUAGACAACAGGUACCACCUCAUUGGUGCCAGGCCGUGUGAAAUUAAAAUUGCACACCCUCAAGAAUAUGGCCGGCCUCGGCUGUUGAAAAGCGUUGCUCCAUUUGCCUGCCGCGUACGUCGCCAAGUAAUAAGGGGCAUCCGUCCAAACCAGGAUGUCUGUGGAGCAAAUCCUGCUGACCUCGGAACAAACCCAGGUGUUCAAGAUGCUAGUGGUGGUGGUGGCCCAGAUGCCGGUGGAGCAAGUUAUUUGGGGGCUUAUCCUGGUGACCUCGGAACCAACCCAGCUGUUCAAGGCACUUCUGGUGGCGGUAGUCUUCUUUCCAUUCUUGUGCCUGUACCGUCCUCACCCUACAACCAAGUGAGAUCUGAUCAAAUAUUUAGCAAUACCAUGAAUGUCUAUAAUAUUCAGCCAAUAUUUAGUGACUAUGGCGGAGGUUUGUUUCCUACGUUCGGCUCUACUGUCAAUAACGUCAACGUGCAAAUAAGCCAGGCUGCUCCUUAUUAUAGUGGUUACCAGGCAAGUUAUCAGCCAUUCUGA